Exophiala spinifera is the source of this 3060-nucleotide messenger RNA. RefSeq lists its product as uncharacterized. Bases 1 to 3060 code for a protein of 1019 amino acids. The record is from RefSeq and is a predicted model, not a curated record. The transcript has 4 exons. NCBI's taxonomy places the organism in Eukaryota, Fungi, Ascomycota, Eurotiomycetes, Chaetothyriales, Herpotrichiellaceae.
AUGAAACCGGAACAGAAGCCCAAGCUCAUUCGUUUGAUUGAAAAGGAAAGGAUUCACUUCCAUGGUCCGAGCGAAUGUCGCCCUGGGAACCAUGCGCAAGUCUUCAGUGCCAUUCGUGAAAUCAGCAGCUACAAAUUCGACCAAUAUGUCCACAACUUUACUUACGAGGCUCACCAGAAGCCAUGGCGAGCCAAGGUCAAGCAAAAAGUCGAACGUCUUGUCUGCCUUGUCGAGAAUUGUCGCCGUGCUGGACAAAAUGAGAUGGGUUGGAGACUGAAACUCGAACCUGAAAUUCUUGCUCGGUUCGGCACAGAAGUUACGUGCAAGCGGUGCUCGUCUAAAUUAUGGCGAUCAGAGGUCGAGGUCUCGACAAAUCCAUCCGACAACUUUGGGGAUAUACUCGAUCUCAAAACCAGGCAAGCAAACCGAAGACCUUGUUCCUGCAGCGAGAUGCAAAGAUGUCUUGACCGAGAUGACCCUGGAAUAUGUCGAAUAUUUCACGACAGGGCAGAUAAGGUGGUCAAGCAGUCGAAAAGCGAUCCGAUUUCCGAUAUAUUUCCGAAGGGGCAGAGGCCUGAUCGAGUAUAUGGCUUCCGCAAGACUAGCCGAUUUAGCCGCUUCCUUGAGGAAGAGAUUUCACACCCCCCUUUUGAGCGCCAGGAAUUACGAGACGUUGUGGAAUGCAGCCCAUUUAAUGACAUGAGAGAUGAAGUCCUCUUUCCUUUCUUAGUUGUUGAGGCAAAGAGCGAGACUGGGAACUCUUUUGACGACAUCGAGAUCCAAACCGCACAUGCGAUUAAGAAGCUUCUGGACAUACAACUCAAACUACGAUUACUAACUGGUGAAAGAAGUCAAUGGCAAUCAGGACCUCUGGUCUGGUUUCUCUCUAAUCGUGGAGAUGAUUGGCGGGUGGCAGCAGCCUAUGUGGAAAUACAAGACAAGAUAACCCAUUACCAUGUCUAUCACUUAUGGGGCGGCAGCAUACGAGCGAAAGACGCUGCGCUUCAGCUCCUGCUGAUCAUAGACUAUAUCUUUGACUGGGCUCGGGACUUUCAGCGUGAAGCUGUCUUAAAUGAGCUUCGAAUACUUACAGGCCGGGAGGCGGUCAGCAUUGCAGGCGAUAGUGAGAUUCCCUCUCUAGGGGACCCAAUGCGCCGCUUUUUCGAAGCAGAUUUGGAGCAGCGUCCGAUGGAAAACCGAAUAGAUUCCGAAAGUCUCUACCCGCAAGGCGCUGCGAUGUACCGAUGGCUCGACUCGGAGCAUUGCGUUUUUCGCAGUAUAUGCUGGGCUCAUGCUCGUAUUUCGGCGCUUUACAUUACAACAGAGAACUUGAAGACACUGUUACAAUCUCUUCCCACUGACACAGUGUCAAGAAAAUGCGCACGGGAUCUUUUGAGACUUUUUCGAGAAGCCUGGAAAGUUAGUCCAGAUGCUCUUGAAGCGCUUGAGUUUAUGUGGACAGGUACCCACCGAGAGGACCCUGAUCUCUAUGGGGCGCCACAGAGCUUUUGCGCAGUUUUCACUGUCGCGGCAUACUUCUUAUCGGAUUGGGAGCAAGUUACUGAAUUGACAUACAUCGCUAUCGCCGAGAAUGCUCUUAAUGACCUCAAAGAAUAUGUCGAUUUACAGCAGCCAAUCCAUGUGUACCCUUCGGAACUACCACAUGUCCAGCAAGAACAUUUACUUGGGUAUUUCCGACAUUUUCGGCACGGCUCUGCUAGGUCUAGACUUCAUGCCGCGAUGAGGCGACGUUGUUUGUCCAGUCGCCUUGCUCGCGAGCGUGAUUUCCCGGAUAGUUUCUUCCUUGUUGCAAAGGAGCCUUUUGAGCGGGGAGUGCGAUACCGCCUGGACGUAACAAUGUUGCCUGAUCAGAAAUCUAAGACACGACAGCUUGUUGCUGCGAUUUACAGUCAUUGCAAGAGGGGUAUGAGGGAGCCCGACGAGUCAUUCUUGAGGAUGUCGAGCACGUACGAUAGCACACCGUGGAGCUGUCAAGAUAUGCCCUCCGUUUGGGAGGUGGAUGACCUUCCCAUCCAUGAGGGAGCAUUAUGUGUUCUUCUAGGCUCAGACAAAGUAGCCAACAACGUGGAUACGAACCUUUGUGUCUAUGUGAUGGACGAUGUUCCGGGCCCACAAGCGUUCCGGCUAGGCUCAAACUUGUUGGGCUCGUACUUCGUGGUACAAACCAGUCAACGGAAAGGCCUUUCUGGCUCCCAAAUUGAGUGGAACGUUGAUUUUGUUGCAGAUCCGAUUCCAACCCUUUCGAUCAUGUCUCAACAGCUCCAGACGCAGUUUCGAGACCUUGGAAUUCUCCAGAAAUACCAGCGGAUGCCCAACACCAACACCAAAGUUGCACGUCACCCAACUUAUCACGCAACAAGAGAACUACCUCCCCACAUGCGAGACAACUUGAAGCACCCGCUAGGUCAUUGGGUAGUCACUUCAGAUCCUUCUGACACUUACGAUCAUGCACGAAAAUUGGCAGACUGUCUUGUCGCGAGGAAAUAUAAUGCUAAGCUCAUCAUAUGUCUCUUCGCCCAACCUAAGGUUGCUGGCCGAGCGGGAUUAUGGAGCGAGCAACGGCGAGAUAAGACAACUGACGAAGGGAUGGCUGAGCUGCAAGAAAAACUGCGGCAAGGUUGGAAGCCCAGUGCCGAGGACGUCGGCCCGGCCACCGUGAUCCACAGAGGUGAUGCCCUCCAUAUGCCACGCCGAUUUUUAAAGCGCAAGAGAGGCGUAGAGACUCAGGAAGACGACCGAAAGGUGGUGCUCGCUCGUGGUGACUGGCUCACUGACGCAGAGUUGGCCCUUAGUAUUGAUUCGGGAACUUUUGACAGCAGCAUGCUCCCAACGUACAGAACAACAGAAAGCGUGCGCAAACAUCCACGGACGGAUAGGCUAGAAGAGCCCCCCAGGGCGACCGAUACAGCAGCCGAAACAGGAGCGACGAUGGAGCGAACUGCUUCGAAGCGUAUCGUCAGCAAACUCAUGGAUUACUGCCCCGUCACCGAUGAGGAAUUCGAGGCUCUCCUAGAAGCCGGCUAUCUCCAAGGAGAUUAA